Exaiptasia diaphana is the source of this 13490-nucleotide messenger RNA. RefSeq lists its product as uncharacterized. Gene Ontology annotation, cellular component: extracellular region. Lineage: Eukaryota; Metazoa; Cnidaria; Anthozoa; Actiniaria; Aiptasiidae. The record is from RefSeq and is a predicted model, not a curated record. The annotation marks the transcript as partial. Gene Ontology annotation, molecular function: peptidase inhibitor activity. The transcript has 47 exons.
CCAGUCAUUGAAAUUAAAUUCAAUAAAUACAAAGGAGCACAACUGAAUGGUGUAAACAUCAAACGAGACAUCGACGGAUUCAGACUGCAGAGGGGUUUGACGUUCAUAGAUAGAGCGCUUGACAAAGCUACCAACGAACUGUUUACAGAAGAAGCUGGUAUGCGAAAAGAUAUCAGAAAGGUGGCGUUAGUUUUAACAGAUGGUAUUCAGACAAAAAACAGAGGACCAUAUACAGAUUUGAUAUUUGCAUCGCAACCUUUAAAGGAUAAAGGCAUCGAUAUAUAUUCGUUGGGAGUUGGAAGUGACAUUGAUGUUCUGGAGUUGAUUCAAACAGCCUCAGUUCCUGAUUUCGUGUUUAGUGCCAAUAGUUUCGACGAUCUAUCCAAGAAGGUAACAGAAAUUACAGAUGCACAAUGCAAGGCUUGUGAUAAAGUUGUCGACGUUGUCUUUGGAAUUCCCGACUCGACCACCAUCCCAAAGCCCACGUUUAACCAAAUUAAAAGGUUUUUUAUAAAGCUCUCUUCAUUAUUCAAGUUGUCGCCGACUAAGGCUCAUUAUGGUGUUAUACGGUAUAGCGAUAGUGCGGAUAUGGCUGUUAGGUUGGAUCAGUAUUACAACUUGAAUCAAAUUCAAAGUUUUAUCAAGAAAAUGACCCAACAAGGCAGUGGUGUUGAUGUGAAUCAAGCAUUACGGUCUGCCGCUGACCAUGUUUUUACCAUAUUUGGUGGCGUUCGACAGACUGUCCCAAAAACAUUCGUUAUCUUUAUACCUCAACCGGAAACUGUUGAUCAAGAUCUCAUCAAAGCCAUGACUGAAAAACUUAAGAGUAUGGGUGUAAGAAUUAUGUUCGUUGGAUUGCAAGAGAAGAUUGAUACACCAUUCUAUGGUCAACUCUCCUCUCAGCCUUCAGCACGAUACCUUUUGACAGGAUUUGAUAUCAAAGAGCUCACUGAAGUAGCAACGUACGAAGCUGUCGACACUAUCUGCAAAGCUCGAUACGGGAAGUGUCCAAUAGGCGAACCACCAGCAGAAUGCCCAGAGGGCGAUCCUGAUAACACGGAAUGCAAGAUUGAUGACGAUUGUUCGAGCGGUGAUAGCAUGUGCUGUUACGACGUAUGCGGCUCGUCACAAUGUAUUAAGAGAAUAAAAAAUUGCUUUGUUACGAUGGAUGUCGCUUUAGCCAUUGAUUCGUCAGCAGCAGUCAAUGACGCGGACUUCAAGAGAGUCCAAGCCUUCACCAAAAAUCUUGUGCAUCACUUUGCUGAUUCCGAAAACAGCAUCCACUUUGGUGUGCUCCAGUAUGGUGCUAGUGCACAGACAAUAGUGGACUUUAACAAAUAUGUUUCCGACCCAAAAAUCAAGCAGGUCAUAGAYGGACUAGUUAAGGGCAGCGAUGACACAAGACGGGUCGAUCUUGCUCUUCAAARGGUCAAAAAGGAUAUAUUCAGCUUGGAGGGAGGAAUGCGCCAAGGUCAUCCUCGUUUCGUUAUAUUCAUCACUGGAGGGGACACUGAUCCUUCAUCUGCUAGCCUCGCCAAAGCCUCUGAAGAACUUAGAGGUCUGGGCGUAAACAUUUUAGCCAUUGGAAUUAACAGUGGGGUAAGCAAAAGCUUCCUCAAUAAUCUGGCUACAGAUCCAAGGUUUGUUUAUUCAUUGGCCGGAGUCGACGAAUUAAGUAAAAUCAGGCCGUCAAUCGAGAACGAAAUUUGCAAAGAAAAACCUGGGAAAUGUCCACCUACAGACAUAACAAUUCCUAACCCCAGUUGCUAUAGUGGUGAAGGUCAGCAAAUCAUCCAUUGUGGYGUUUCAGCAGAUAAACCUGGAGGAAAGAGUAGCGAUUGGGAUUGCCCUGGUGAACAAAAGUGUUGCAUUGGUGCCGACGGCUGUGCAAUCUGUACAGAACCCCCUAACGAAUGCCGAGGACAAUACGAUUUAACCUUAGUGAUGGAGAAUUCUGCUUCGAUUAGUCCUAAGAACUUCCAGAAAAUGAAAGAUUUUGCCAAAGAACUCGUCAGCGCAUUUUUCAUUUCCGAGCUUGGUACUCGAGUUGCUUCGGUUACAUACGGGGACUCUGCUUUGGUGAACUUCAAGCUGAACACAGUUCCAGGUGUCAACAGGAAGAUUGUUUACAGCGAGAUCGACAAACUUCCAUAUAAGGGAGGUUCCGGAAGUGGAGUUGCUAAAGCACUUGAACAAGCUGUCMAAUCUAUUUAUACUCAAGAAGGAGGAACACGUGAUCUUAACAAUAAGUCACUUGUCAUAAUGGGCACGGGUAAGUUCCUCAGUGCGAAAAGGGCAGCUCUAAUGGCCAACAAGUUACGUCAAGAGCAGGUUGAUGUUUUUCUUGUGCCAAUCGGAGGUGAAGGGGAUGUCCCUGGCGUCAGAAAUGUUGUAUCCAAGAAAAUUGAGAAUAACGCUUUUAUGACGACAUCCUUUGAUGCCUUGAGACCACACCUCAGAGCUCUCACUAAAGCUAUUUGCGAUGGAGCUGAAAAAUUGAAACCUUGUAAACUUCCACUUGAUGUGGUAUUUGGAAUACCAACAUCUGGAUCGUUAGGUGGUCAGUUUGGUGAAAUCAAAGACAUCUUCAACGGUCUCCUUAAAUUCUUCGCCGUGAACAACCGACUUGCACACUUUGGCGUCAUCCAGUACAGUAAUGAUGCAGCAAUGACUCUAAAAAUUGACUCCACAUACAACAGAGAUACACUCGCUAAAUAUAUUGGCAAUCUUCGACCUGCUGGCAACAGAUUUAACGUCGAAGCCGCAUUUAAACGCGCAGCCGAUCACGCCUUUACGAUUUUUGGCGGCGUUCGACAAACCGUUCCUAAGACGUUUGUAAUCUUUGUUCCACGGGAAGCUUCCACUCCAAUCCAAAAUGUGCUCGCCGCAGCCCAGAAUCUGAAGCGUAUGGGUGUGAAAGUCAUAGUUCUCGGUCUGAGCGAUGUCCCUCAACUAGAGCAGUACAGACAGCUAGCAGUUUCACAGCCAUCUUCAAAGUUCUUCUUUGGAGAUACAAUGGACGACAUUUCUGGUAGCAUUUACAACAUCAGGGAAACUAUCUGCAAAGGUCGAUAUGGACGAUGCCCGCCAGAACCAAACGAGAAAUGCACGAAUGUCGCCGAAUCCUGCGAACUGGAUAUGGACUGUGGACAGCCAAGUCAAAUGUGCUGUGCUGAACCUGGAUGUCAGCGGUCAUGUACAACAAAGUUAGACAACUGUUUUGUUAACAUGGAAAUAGCAAUAGCCAUUGAUAAUUCACAAGAUGGCGCAGGUGGAGAGUUAAAUCAAGUUAAACAAUUCGUUAACAACCUCAUUAGACCGCUGACAACAUCUGAAAACAGCAUGCGUUUAUCUUUGAUGACGUUUGGAGCACAGUCAGAAACUCUUGCGCGAUUCCGUGAACUUAAUCCAGAAAGUGUUAUUCAGCAAAAAGUCGCUGCCAUCACGCAAUCAGGWGGACCAGGUCGUGAUUUGAAUAAUGCAUUUACAGCAAUGAGAAUGGAUCACUUUAGUUUAGAGGGAGGUAUGCGGCAAGGGCAUCCUAGACUUGCUAUCUUUGUCGUUGGUGCCGAUGCUCCAAAYAACUUUGUCGAUGCUGCCAAUGAACUAAAAAGUAUGGACAGGAUGAGAGUGAUGGCAAUAGGUACCAAGCAGUCCGUCUCAGAUGCUCUUCUUUCCGCCAUUGCUUCGGAACCUAGUUUGGUGUUUAAAGCUAAUUCACCAGCUGAUUUGAAUAGUUUGCAAAGCCAAGUAAAAAAAGCAUAUUGUCAACCAAAACCUGGAAAAUGUCCUCCAGCACCAGACGCUCCUGGUACAGGAUGCCCUGCCACAGUUCCUGCACGAUUCAUCCCUUGCAAGAAUUCAGACUGGCCUUGUCCUGGCGAGCAGAAAUGUUGUCGACAUCCGUCAGGAUGCUUUGACGUUUGUGCUGUAGCACCAAGAGCAUGUGCUGGAGUUCAUGAUCUUGCUCUGCUCUUGGAAACAAAUGAUGAGGUCGGACCAACAGGUUUUAACAAAGUAAAAAACUUUGCCAAACAGCUAAUUGACGGGUUCUCGAUCGCGGACAGUGGAACUAGAGUUGCUGUCAUAUCAUACGGCGACAAGGCCAAUGUUGACCUCAGGUUUAAUACCAUAAUCAAUUCGAACAAAGAAAGGAUAAAGGCCAGGAUAGAUCGAAUACCGUUUCGAGGAGGAGGACCUUCAUUGACGUCACAGGCUCUACAGGAAGCAUUUACGCAGGUUUACAAAUUCGACGCUGGAUCACGGGGUCCUUCCGUUAACAAGUCCUUACUGAUCAUCAGUCAAGGCAAGUAUCAAGAUCCCAAGAGAGCUUCACGUUUUGCAAGUCAGCUUCAACAACAAGGAGUAGACGUGUACCAAAUGGCAAUCGGUGGAAAUGAAGAUAUUCCAGCGAUCCGUGGUGUUGCUUCUAAGAAACAACAUAAAACAGUAUUCAUGACAUCUAGUUAUGAUUCCUUAAGACCACACUUAAGGGCUGUAACCAACAGAAUCUGCGAAGGAGCUGAGAAACCAUACAUUUGCAAGAAACCACUAGACUUGAUAUUUGGGAUUCCUGUGGCGAAAGAAUUAGGAGGAAAUCUUGGUGCAAUUAAAACAUUCCUGACAAGUUUUACUAAAAGAUUUAUAAUAGGGAACAGAGGAACACACAUUGGCAUGAUACUCUACAGUGGAAAAGCCACUCUUGACAAGCGUAUUGACGAAAUGUACAACCCAAGAGAGAUUGAUGAUUACAUCAAUCGUCUGACUCACCGAGGAAAUGGUUUUAACCUCACCAAGGCACUGGCAACAGCAGCAGAUUAUGGUUUCAAUAUCUAUGGUGGGACUCGCCCUAAUGCACCCAAAGCUUACAUUAUCAUCGUACCAGGUGCUAUUCCUCCUUCAGACGAGGCUGCAAUCCGAGCAACCGCCAGAAAACUAAAAAGUCUUGGUGUGCGACUUGUGGUAUUCGGUCUCAGUGGAGGACCAGACAAAAGAUUUUUACGAAGAGUUUCAUCGCAACCUUCUAGAAAGUACCUCACAUAUGGCAAUUUCGAUGAUUUUAUUGCAUCUACAGAAAAAAAGGCCCGAACWAUUUGCCGAGGAAGAUACGGAACUUGCAACGAAAAUCCCCCUCCYCCCCCAGACUGUCCUGAUCCUCCACUCAUCAAAUGUGAAGACGAUAGUGACUGUGCUGAUCCAGAUCAGGCAUGUUGUGAGACGGCUUGUGCUGGCAGUACACAGUGUGCUGUAAAAGUAAAAAACUGCUUUGUUAAUAUGGAGAUCGCAUUAGCUGUCGAUACAUCAGAUGGUGCAACUCUACCCGCCAUUAAGGAGUUUGCUAAAAAGUUCGUAACUGCGAUAGCUGACACUGAAAACGCGAUUCACUUUAGUGUAAUGGGUUAUGCCGAUACUCCAACUACUAUGUCAACGUUAGGUGAAUUCUUAUCAAAGCAACAGACAAAUAAGGCGAUUGAUGCUUUAAGUGUCGGUGCUGGCGAACCAAGAGUUGAUCUGGCUAUGGGUGAGCUAAGGAAAGCUCAUUUCAGUCUAGAGGGCGGAGUGCGCCAAGGACAUCCCCGCUUCGCUUUAUUCAUUACCUCUAAAGGAAAUUCGCCGUCUUCUGGCGAUCUUGCAGCUCCAACACAGGCACUUAGUGAUAUUGAUGUUAACAUAGCAGCUGUUGGUGCAAACGGAGAGGUAGCCUCCUUUGUCGACAGUCUUGCYUCAAACAGUAAAUGGGCUUACAAGGUAAAUUCACCAGCAGAGCUUCAAGGACUUAUACCAGGAAUGAAACGAUCAUUGUGUCCCGAAAAGCCYGGAAAAUGUCCACCUGUAGCAGCUACUUGUCCCUCCCCUGGUGGGGAUGUUCCACAAAAAUUCAUACCAUGCGGCGAAUCGGCCGGUAAAUCAGGCAGAAGUGAUAAAGAAAAUGACUGGGAUUGUCCAGGUGAACAAAGAUGCUGUAAAGACCCAACGGGAUGCCAUCAGAUUUGCCGUGGUCCACCAAACGAGUGUYCCGGCACGCACGACUUGGCUUUCUUAGUCGACUCUUCCAACGACGUCGGAGAAGAGAACUUUGAAUUGUCCAAGAAAUUUGUCAAUGACAUCGUUGAUGCCUUUAAAAUUGGAAGUCGAGAUACCAGAAUAGCUCUUAUAACCUAUGGCGCUAAAGCUAAAGUGGAAAUGACAUUCAACAAGUAUUUGACACCUAACAAAGAAAGGGUCAAGAGUGGCAUAAGUAGGGCCCGCUACAUUGGAAAUGGUCCCGCGUCAACAGCCGCAGCCCUUCAGCAAGCUGUGGACGUUGUUUUUAAUGAAGGUAACGGCGCUAGAGAAGGUGUCAACAAGUCUCUAGUUAUCAUAAGCCCUGGAAAGUUUACAAAUCCCGCUGGAGCAAUCCGAUUGGCUGGUUUACUCAAGCUCAAUCAAGUUGACGUCUUUGCAGUUCCCAUUGGCAAAAACCCUGACAUUGCUACGAUUCGAAAAGUGAUCUCAAAACAUGAAAGUAAAAACGCUUUCAUGACAACAACUUAUCUUGCUCUUCGCCCGCACGUUCGUGGACUCACCAAGACAAUCUGUGAAGGAGCCGAGAAAAUCAAAAUCUGUGAUAGGAAGAUGGAUGUCGUAUUUGGAAUCCCAACGGCCAAAGAACUUGGUGGCGACUUUCAGAARGUGAAAGACUUCUACAAGAAUAUGCUUCAGCUAUUUAAGGUGAACAAUAGAAAAGUUCACGUCGGUCUUAUUCCAUACAGUUCAUCUGCGAGAUUAUCACUGAACCUUGACCAAAUCUACAAUCGUGAUACCCUAAUGGAACGWGURCAGAAUCUAAAACCAUKGGGUAAUGGUUAUAACGUGCGAGAUGCUUUAAGAGUAGCCGCUGACCAUGCCUUUACCAUGUUUGGAGGUACACGACCUUCAGCUCCAAAAACUUUUGUACUUUUCGURCCUGGUACAGUGAGCGGAAAUGGUGAUGAAAUCCAAGCAGCCGCAGCUAAGCUAAAAAGCAUCGGAGUCCGGUUGAUGGUAAUGGCAGUGAAAGAUAAAAAUAGUUAUGAUYUAUUCAGCACUGCGACAUCACAGCCUGCUAAAAAGCACUACAUCUAUGGUGAUUACGACCUUAUUGGUGCUUCAGUUUAUGAUGCCGUGGAGACUAUAUGUAAAGCUAAAUAUGGAAAAUGUCCAGCCUACCAAAAACAAUUCCCAGAAUGCCCUGAUGAUGAAGUAGAUGAGUGUGCCUUGGAUGGAGACUGUGGAGGACCUGAAGAGGUCUGUUGUGAGGGAAGUUGUGGGAAGAAAUUAUGUGCUCCAAGAGUCAGAAAUUGCUUUGUUGCAAUGGAUAUAGGAAUUGCAGUGGACGCAUCUUCUACAAUACCCGAUGCAGAAUUYAAUGCGGCCAAGAAGUUUGUAACGCAAAUUAUCCACGCCAGUGCCGAUUCCGAAAACAACAUUCACUACGGCUUAUUGAAAUAUGGACUAACGCCCCAAUUGCUGGCCAAUUUCCGUCAGUUUGAAUCUGACGCCAARUUUAAAAAGAUGAUAACAGAUAUGAAAAAGACAGGAGAUGCCGACCGACGACUUGACUAUGCCCUUCAAGGAAUUAAAAGUGAUAUAUUCAGUCUAAAUGGGGGGAUGAGACAAGGUCGACCGAGGUAUGCAAUAGUAGUCGUCUCUGGACCUAAUUCGGCUGAAUCUGGAGAUCUAAAAGAGGCUUCCAAGCUACUUCGAGCUCUCGGGGUUAAAAUCAUUGCUGUAGGAUCGAAYGGCAAUGUUGACAAUGCUCUCCUGGAGCAAGUYGCAUCUGAUUCYGSAUUAGUGUUUAAAGCAACCGGCCCUGACGACUAYAACGCCAUUUGGAAUAACAUACAGAAUAUCAUGUGCUCUAAAAAGCCUGGAACGUGUCCUCCUGUUGCYGCAACAUGCUCAGCUCCUGGUAGUGAUGUCCCAGCUCAGUUUAUCCCCUGUGGUGAAUCAGAAGGAAAAUCUGGAAAAACAGACAAAGAGAAUGACUGGGAUUGUCCUGGAACAACCCGCUGCUGCAAGGACCCUUCGGGAUGCCAUUCAAUAUGUCGAGAGCCUCCAAAUGUUUGCAAAGGCCAACAUGACCUCACAAUUCUAAUGGAUAAUUCUGCAAACUCUGGUCGUGAAGGAUUCCAAAAGAUCAAAACGUUUGCUCAGGGCCUCGUUGAUGCGUUCGAUGUCGGUAAUAGUGAUACCAAAGUGGCUGUCAUCUCAUAUGACGAUAACGCAAAAAUCAAUUUUAGAUUUAAUUCACCUKCGACCACCUCGAAGGGCGCCGCUAAAAGCGCCAUUCAAARUGUUCCAUAUCUGGGAGGCUCCAAAGCCGACGUAUCCAAAGCUUUGAAACUUGCCCUWCAAAAGGUUUACAAAUUAGAGAGUGGAAUGAGACCCAAUUCCAAUAAGUCCUUGGUCAUUAUAGGAUCAGGAAAGUUUGCCAACCCAACGAGAGCUGCACGCUUUGCAGGGGAACUAAAAUUGAAUCUUGUUGAUAUUUUUGCGAUGCCAAUUGGAUAUGACCCAGACAUCCCGGCUGUUGAAAAGGUUGCUUCGCCUUUAGUUGAUAACAAUAUCUUUAUGACGACAUCACCGGAAGCUCUUAAGCCUCACCUACGUGCAUUGACGAAGCGAAUAUGUGAGGGAGCCGAAAAGCCAAAAGUUUGCGAUAAACCUAUGGAUAUAGUAUACGGAAUUCCCACAGCGGUAUCUUUAGGCGACGGYCUUAAAGAAGUCAAAAGUUUUUUCAAGAGUAUGACAAGCCAGUUUACGGUCUCCAACAGAAAAACCCACAUUGGCCUUAUCCCMUACAGUGACUCAGCAAGACUUGCACUUAACAUCGAUGCCCAGUACAGUCCUAAUGCAAUACUUAGCGCCAUAGAGAAUAUCAAAAAAGAAGGAAGUGGUUUGAACGUCGCGAGAGCUAUCCAAGUAGCCGCUGACCAUGCAUUUACAGUUUACGGUGGUACCCGUCCCACUGCACCCAAAACCUUUGUACUCUAUGUCCCAGGCCCUGCUGUUGGCAACGCUAAUGCGAUAAGUGCUGCAGCUAAAAAAUUAAAAAGCGUCGGUGUUAAAUUAAUGGUUGUUGGUCUAGAAGGAGUUGAUAAGGACUUGUAUAAACUGGCAUCGUCACAACCACACCAGAAAUAUUUCUUAAAUGGCAAUUACGAUGUUGUUCACUCAGAGAUAUCAGGAGCUGUGGACACCAUUUGCAAAGGAAAGUAUGGUAAAUGUCCAGCUUACAAGCCGCCAAAGGAAAAAGACUGCGGGGACUCGCCCGUUCACGAGUGCGAUGUAGAUGGUGAUUGUGCCGAUCCAGACCAAGCCUGCUGUGAAGGAAACUGUGGAAGGACAUGCACUGGCCGCGUUAAAAAUUGCUUUGUUGCUAUGGACAUUGCCAUCGCACUGGAUGCAACUUCAACCAUUCCUGAUCAAGAUUUCGAAAACCAAAAGAGAAUUGCAACGCAUAUCGUCAACUCCAUUGCCGACGCUGAAAACAGCAUCCACUAUGGCUUGCUCAAGUAUGCUGGUACGUCUCAAGUCUUGGCCAACUUCAACAGAAUGGCUUCCGAUGCAGUAAUUAAACAAGACAUCAAAAAUAUGAGAAAGACUGGAGAGUCAGAACGUAGGAUUGACACAGCACUUGCAACCAUAUCUAGCGGGAUAUUCAGUUUGGAAGGGGGUAUGCGACAAGGACACCCAAGGAAUGUUAUAUUUUUCACGUCGGGAUCAUCCGCAACUGGCUCGGACGAUCUCGUAAAAUCAUCCAAAGGUCUUAGAGACCUCGGCGUUCGAAUUACUGCUAUUGGCGUUGGCAAUGCCGACGAAUCUUUUCUUAAACAACUGGCAGGCGAUGGCGGCACAGCUAUUAAAAUAUCUCAACCAGAUGAAGUCGAUACUGUUUGGUCUCGCGUUCAGGAAAGUUUAUGUCCUCCCAAACCAAACGUAUGCCCUCCAGUUUCUCAAUCUUGUAACUCUCCUGGAGGUGAGGUACCUUUAGAGUAUAUACCAUGCGGUGACUCAGCAGGAAAAGGAGGGCGUAGUCAGAAAGAAAACGACUGGGAUUGUCCUGGAGAGCAGAAAUGCUGUCGCGAUCCAUCAGGAUGCCACUCAAUUUGCCGUCCAUCACCAAACUACUGCGCAAACCKUKCUCAUGACCUGGCUAUUUUACUCGAACGAUCUGACGCUACCACUGAACAUGGAUUUGAAAAAGCAAAAGCGUUUGCUCAAGAUCUUGCAGAUGCCUUUUAUGUUGCCGACAGAGGAACGCACGUCUCGGUGGCAACGUUCGGACCAACUGCUGAAGUUCAGUUUAGGUUUAACUAUUUACAGGGACCACAAAUGAAUAAUGGMAAUGUAAGAAAGUCCAUAGGGAGAAUACAAUACGCAGGUGGUUCAACAGCGGCCGCAAGUGGUGCUCUAAAUCUGGCUGUCAACGAUAUAUUCACCGAUAGAAGUGGAGCAAGAGAAGGAGUAAAUAAGUCCUUAGUUAUCGUUGGAUCAGGACAGUUUCUGGACACUGCCAGGGCUAUAGCGUUAUCRGCUGCGCUCAAGCAAAACCUCGUUGAUGUAUUCUCAGUACCUAUUGGACCGAACUAUGACGUUGCUACACAAAGAAAGUUCGCCUCCCCCAACGCCAACAAGAAUGUAUUUAUCACUUCGUCGUAUGACGCAUUGAGACCUCAUGUGCGGGCGGUUACCAAAGCUAUCUGCGAUGGAGCUAUCAAAAUCAGAAAAUGCGACCGACCUGUAGAUGUAUACUUUGGAAUUCCAAAUGCCAAUUUCCUCGCUCCUCAAUUUGGAAACAUUCGCAGAUCGUUUGUGAACUUACUGCGUCAACUGGUGGUUAGCAAUCGAUUGCUUCAUGUCGGAAUUAUGCAGUAUUCAGACUCUGCCAGUGUACUGAUAAACUUGGAUCGUACUUACAAUCGAGAUGCUUUGGAGGGUGUCAUCAGCAGGGAGAUGGGAUUGUACGGCUCGGGACUGAACUUGGCCGAGUUAUUCAACAAAGCCGCUGAUCAUGGUUUUACCAUAUAUGGUGGUACACGUCAGACUGCUCCUAAAGUUCUCGUCGUUUUCAUUCCCGGCCCAGUCUCUAGCAGUCCUGAAGAGAUCAGAAGAGCUGCGGACAAACUGAAGGGACUGGGAGUGAGACUCGUAAUCCUUGGUUUGAAUAAUGCAAUUGAUAAGGCACUCUACAGUACCAUAGUUACCCAGCCUGCCUCAAAAUACCUGCUUACCGCUGACACAUAUAACGGGUUGAGUCUUGCCUUGAGUGCAGCUCAAAACAGAAUCUGUAACGCUAAAUAUGGUAGGUGCCCCAAAACCCCCGAACCACCCGCUGAGUGUCCAGAUGACGCUGAAGACGAAUGUUCACAGGAUCGAGACUGUAAGACACCAGGGGAUCUUUGCUGCAAAGGAGGAUGCUCAAGAACCUGCCAAAAGGGCGUUGAAAAUUGUUUUGUCCCAAUGGACAUCGCCUUUGCUCUCGAUGUGUCUGAGACGACAACAAGUGACCAGCUGAAGGAAAUGAAGGAGUUUGUCAGAGAGACUAUGAGAUCAUUUGCUUCUGCAGAAAAUGACAUUCACUUCAGUCUUAUGCAAUAUGCAGGAAGCCCACAACAGCUAACUCAAGGCUUUAGACGCUUCCCUUCGGAAGGAGAUUUGCUCAAUGUUCUGAAUAAUGUCAAGGCAACGGGAGAUCCAAGAAGACGAGUAGAUCUGGCCCUAGCCUCUGCAAAGCGUAACAUCUUCAGUCUGGAAGGACGCAUGCGUCAUGGACAUCCUAGAUAUUUAAUCUUCGUUACUUCUGCUGUUACGUCAGCAGACUCAACUGAUCUGCCUCAAGCUAGGAGUCCUCUUGAUUCAAUAAACGUGAAAACUAUUGCUAUCGGCGCCAACAAAGAUGUUCAAACAGAUUUCCUGAAGCAGUUGGCAUCAGAGAAUAGUUUGGUCUUCCAAGCGGAUUCUCCUGAUCAGCUUUCCAAUAUACGGCAACAAAUAACAUCCCGAUUCUGUGAUAAGAAACCAGGAAAAUGUGUUCCACCUUCAGUACCUCCAGAUCCUGCAGUAUGUGCGUCACAACCUAAAGUCCCCCUUCAGUUCAUACCAUGCGGAGAUUCACUUAAAGGAAAGGAAGGACGAUCACAACGAGAGAACGACUGGGAUUGCCCAGGGGAAUCUAAGUGCUGUAAGGACCCUGAUACGGGAUGUCACAAUGUCUGCCGCUACCCACCAAUUGUUUGCAACAAAGUCAAAGAUCUUGAGCUUGUGGUAGAAGCAUCUCAAUUCAUCGGUGAAGGUGCUUUUGCAAGGAUAAAACARUUCCUGCAGUAUUUCGUUGAGGCGUUUGGAGUUAGUCGCGAUGGCACCCAUGUUGGAAUGAUAACGUAUGGUUCACGUAAUCGCGAGGCGUUCAGACUGAAUGCGUACAGAGAUAUUAAGGGUGUAAAGGACGGCAUCAAGAAUGCWCGGUUCAUGGGUGGAUUCCCUUAUCCAUCAGAAGCUUUGGUMACUGCUCUUGACGUGUCGUUCACUAGACGUGGUGGCGCACGACCGGAAAAUGUCAACAAGUCCUUAGUGCUCUUCACUACUGGUAAAUUCGAAAAGCCUGAAAAAGCUGCUGCAGUAGCCUUCCAACUGAAAGAGAAGCUUAUUGAUGUUUACGCUGUUGCCAUUGGUGACAAUCCAGAAAUAGACAACCUUAGAAAUGUAGUCUCCAGGCCUCUUGAAGAUAAUAUCUUUAUGGUGUCAUCACCUGAAGCUCUUCGAGCCCAGGCUCGCGCGUUGGUCAAAAGAGUUUGCGAUGGAGCUGAGAAGAAUUACGUGGUAUGUAAUAAGUUUGUUUAUGUUCAAUUAUUUGAUUAUCAUGUACAAUCAUUUACAGGUAUUCACCGAAAAGUUGACGGAGUGAAUAUUAUACGUUCACCAUUCAUUCCGGCAACURUGUUAGCUAUAUAUGGAUACCGUACAUCCAAAUAUGGCUAUUAAAUGAAGUAUAACUAAAUAUGGGCAUCGCACAUAAUCAUAUAUUUUAUAUGAAUAUUGCAUAUUCAACCAUAUAUGGAUACAGUCUUUGAGUUACUAGURAACGUUGUUCUCACUGUUGGCAAUUAGACCGAAAGGAAUCAUGGAUAAACAAGAAUCACAGUUCACUGUAAACUGAGAACUAAUAUAUUUUUUCGCAUUGCAAAGGUGCGAGGAYGCUUGUUGAAAUAUUUUUAUCCACAAUCCUUUYCGGUUUAGUCGCGAAUGGKUGAGUUAGAGCAACCUGACUACACAACCAAGACUGCAUAUUAUGGUAUAGCAAAUCAUAAACAAGUAGCAUUGUAUUCCAACGAUAUGUUGCAUUUUACUUGCUCAUUGCAGCUACAUUUGCUAACCAUAGUGUUUGUCAUUUAUAAUUAUUAUCUUAUUCUCUUAAUUGGUGGCUAUAAGAACUCAAUCGAUUUAUCCGCCUUGUAACUUUACUUUUA